Molecule: messenger RNA, 1448 nt
Organism: Malania oleifera
Lineage: Eukaryota; Viridiplantae; Streptophyta; Magnoliopsida; Santalales; Ximeniaceae
Product: acireductone dioxygenase 2
Exons: 6
Coding region: 89-757 (222 amino acids)
Molecular function (GO): acireductone dioxygenase [iron(II)-requiring] activity
Source: RefSeq, a predicted model, not a curated record
CUUAUUAUGGUCAUCCGCGUGACUCCAAAGCUUUGGUAAUUUCUAGAGAGAGCAAACGAUCGAAAGAGCGGCAAACAGCAGAGGAGAGAUGGGUAGCGCAGCCCUGGAUCCCAGAGAGGAAGUUAUUCAAGCGUGGUACAUGGAUGACAGUGAUGAAGAUCAGAGACUUCCCCAUCACCGUAAUCCCAAGGAAUUUGUGUCGUUAGAGAAACUUGCUGAACUUGGAGUACUCAGCUGGCGACUAGAUGCUGACAAGUACGAAACAGAUGAGGAGCUGAAGAAGAUACGUGAAGCCCGUGGAUAUUCGUACAUGGACUUCUGUGAGGUUUGCCCAGAAAAGAUGCCCAACUAUGAGGAAAAGAUCAAAAAUUUUUUUGAAGAGCAUCUUCACACGGAUGAAGAGAUUCGUUAUUGUGUGGCAGGAAGUGGUUAUUUUGAUGUGAGGGAUGGUAACGAAGCAUGGAUCCGUGUGCUGGUGAAGAAAGGAGGCAUGAUUGUCCUACCUGCUGGAAUAUAUCACCGCUUUACACUGGAUACUGACAACUACAUCAAGGCGAUGCGGCUGUUUGUUGGUGAUCCAAUUUGGACUCCAUUCAACCGUCCCCAUGAUCAUCUGCCUGCAAGGUAUGGUUUGCCGCAUCUCAAUUUGUGGAGAUAUCUACUUCUUUUUAUGUCACCAAUAAACAUAUAUGUCAUGUUUGAUUUUCAGGAAAUGGGAUGGGAAUGGAACAAAAAAAAAAUUGAAAGAAGAAUAUGAAAAAAAUUAAUUUUACUUUUGGAUAGUGGAAUGUCUAUUGUUAAGAAUAGAAUGAAAGAAGGGGUGAAAACAUAUUAAAAAUUGUACAGGGAUAUAAUAACUUUAUAAAAAAAAAAAAAAAAUCACACGUGCAAAAGCUUUUUGCUAUUCAAUCUUACAUGAAAUAGGAUAAAAAGAGAUAUUUCCAUGCAUAUUGAAAUUUGCGAAUAGUUAUUCCUCAUCUAUUUCAUAUGACGGUACAUAUUCUUUUAUAAGCUAUCGAAAUUUUAUACUGAUGUCUUUAUUCUUAGAAAUAAACAUGAACCAAAUAUAAUCUAAGUGACAAAUCCAAUUUCAUUAAAUUUUUAUGCACACCAAACCUUUAGUUAGGAGCAUCCCCAAUUCUCUGAACGUCUUCAUUUGCAGGAAGGAGUACGUAAAAACUUUCGUGAAGAAGGAGGUUGCAAACCAGGCUGUUGAUGCUGCUGCAUAAAAUCUGAUGUCCCUUAUAAAAUCCCCUUGAGAAUGGAUGUAUUGGCUCUAAUAAAUGUAUACCCUCAGUUACAUUGUUGGGUUACUUGUAUUGCUUGUUAUGGUUUUGUGUCUCAACUUGAUUGCCUGCAAAUAGUACAAACUCUAAUGCGACCACAACCCAAACCACCACCUGUUCCUCACUGCAGGUGCUGUCAUAUAGCAUAAACUUAUGAUAAAA